Messenger RNA from Populus nigra (black poplar), 739 nucleotides. RefSeq lists its product as uncharacterized. Lineage: Eukaryota; Viridiplantae; Streptophyta; Magnoliopsida; Malpighiales; Salicaceae. The transcript has 2 exons. The record is from RefSeq and is a predicted model, not a curated record. The coding region runs from base 77 to 640 and encodes 187 amino acids.
UUUUAUUUUUUAAAUAAAUCAAUCAAUCUUGGCCUUGCUUUUCUAAAAUUUUCUUUCUCUAUCUCCAUCUCCAACGAUGAACGCCACUCCCUUUUCCCCACCCGAUCUCCUUCAAGACAACAAUUCGGAAAGCGAUACCGAAACGAAUCCGGAUGACACACCCGAAUACUACCAGCCAAUCUCAGCCGUUGAUUACGAUGACUCCCACUCCGAUCAAUCAAACUCAGAUGAAGAACACCAUAACAAUCCCCACUUUUCUGAUUACCACCAGCACCACCUUGACAACGGCCACUGUGCGCGUCAAGCAGAGGAUGGAAUCUCGACUCUUAAUCUAAACGAAGAUGUCGAGGGAAAGAGCAGCAGCAGCGAAGAUGGCGAUGAAGAGGGAUUAGAAGAAGAGAGAGUAGGAGAGGAAUCUGAGACGGCGAUCUUGAGGGCGUUUAGAGAGGACGAGAGUAGAAGGAAUGCGCCGUUGACGCCAGAGAAUGCGACACGUGUUAUGGAGGCAAUGCGUGGUGUGUCGUUGGGUAGUUUUGUUCCUGACUGGGCGGGUGGGGUUGGUGGAGAGCAGUGGAUUGAUGAGCUUAGGAGAUUGAGGCAACCACCUGGUGCUGGAAAUCAACCUUCCUUUCAAAAUUAGAUGUCUUGCUUUCGGGAUUUUGCUCUCUUUUUAUUUCUUCUUUAUGAAGACUAUUCCUUGCGUCCUUUCUUACUCGUAUCAAAAGCUUUUUUAAAUUUU